UCCGUAGUAUCGUAGUGGGAUGAAGAAAACGAUCAGGUAGCGUUUUCCGCCUUGUCGCAGUCCAAGCUUUCCCUCGCGAUUUGGGAUUUGGGACUUGGGAUUUUGGGAUGUUAUGGUGGAUAGAACCGUUGUCAGGGGGUUGAUUGAUUUAAUUGGUUACAUUUUGGUUACAUUGCCUUGUACGCAACCGGACAGUACCUGCCAGAGCAACCAUAGGGCGCUAAAAUAAAAGGCGUAAACAGCUGCAGGCUACAGCUCCAGCCCCCCCACCUGCCGCUCUUUGACUGCCUGGGUGCUGGAGCCGCCAUUCCAUUUCCAGCCUCGUUGAUAAAGCCACAUCAUUUUUCCCAACUUACCCAUCUACCAUUUUGUCACUAAGAGCAUGUGAGUCUAAGUCCUAAACAUCAAACACAUAACUCACCCGGACAAGUCGCAAUACAUACACUCUUCAGCCGUACUGAAUACGGUAUGAUAGACAUAUCCUCAUGUAUACGGUAUACGCCAUAAGCAAAGCUUCAUAAUUCCUUCUUCAUAGACACGAUAUCGAAAUGGCACAGAAAGCACGCAAGGACACAGCAAAGGCCAAUGCAGCGGCUCUAACAAACCUUCACAUCGGCACUCUUAUUGUCAAUACGCUUUUUGUCUUGUUCAACUUGGUAUUUAAAAAGCGGUCUAUACUACUAUAUGUCAUCCUCUCAAUUCCUAGCUUCAUAUGCGAAUACUUCUUAGAGUCAUCGGGCCGGCCUAGAUACGAUCCCACGACAAAGGCGCUUCGGAGGGCUGGCGAGGACUUGUCUUCGCCUGGACUUACAGAGUAUAUGUUUGACGUUAUCUGGGUUACAUGGGCAUCCGUCGUGCUCGUAAUCCUUUUGGGUAACUGGGGGUGGCUCCUUUGGACUGUUGUACCAGCUUACGGGGCCUUCAAAGGCUACAGUCUACUUGGUGCAGCUCGCGGAAUGGCCGGCAUGCAAGGACAGCAGCCGGGGAAUGCCGCGCCAGUGGCAGGCAAUAGGAAACAAAGACGUGCAGUUUGAACUAGGAUUACACAUCCGGCACCCAGCAUUGCAUGAUUAGGAAUCC
This is a messenger RNA of Daldinia decipiens, 1080 nucleotides long. RefSeq lists its product as uncharacterized. Gene Ontology annotation, cellular component: intracellular membrane-bounded organelle. Gene Ontology annotation, biological process: vacuolar protein processing. The coding region runs from base 549 to 1034 and encodes 161 amino acids. The record is from RefSeq and is a predicted model, not a curated record. NCBI's taxonomy places the organism in Eukaryota, Fungi, Ascomycota, Sordariomycetes, Xylariales, Hypoxylaceae. The transcript has a single exon.